AUGUCGCUCUUUCUCCAGUUGGUAGAGUCUAUAUUAAAGACUGCGGAAUUGGUGCCGGAUCCCGUGACAGGCCACCUGCUGCCCCCGGAUUGCCCGAGUGUGGGGUCACUGGUCCACACCACCGGACUGUGUAAGCCGUGUGUCUUUGCCCACAAGAUGUCUCGCGUGUGCCUGAACGGAAUCAACUGCGCUUUCUGCCAUUACUCUCACGCACACCGCCGCCGCAGAAGACAGACUGCCAAUCGCAAACUAGACCCCUCCCCCAUUAGCGAGGACAUCACCAGCGACGGAGGGAACUCUGAAGGCUGCUCCUCCUCCCCCAGUAACUCCUCAUCCGCGGCCCUCAUUAUGGAAUCCCUCAUCCAACUACUCCUCCUCGAACAAGAGGACCUAUCUCAACCAUGCGGUCUGCAACACUGA
Molecule: messenger RNA, 420 nt
Organism: Gregarina niphandrodes
Lineage: Eukaryota; Apicomplexa; Conoidasida; Eugregarinorida; Gregarinidae
Exons: 1
Coding region: 1-420 (139 amino acids)
Source: RefSeq, a predicted model, not a curated record